Molecule: messenger RNA, 1071 nt
Organism: Thlaspi arvense
Lineage: Eukaryota; Viridiplantae; Streptophyta; Magnoliopsida; Brassicales; Brassicaceae
Source: the annotation of a GenBank genome assembly
AUGGACACUGUAGCACUCUUCUUCACGGGCGCCCUCGUCGCCGGCGGUAUCUACUGGUUCCUCUGCGUCCUCGGACCAGCCGAGAGAAAAGGCAAACGAGCCGUCGAUCUAUCCGGCGGCUCAAUCUCCGCCGAGAAAGUCCAGGACAACUACAAACAGUACUGGUCUUUCUUCCGCCGUCCCAAAGAGAUCGAAACCGCCGAGAAAGUCCCCGAUUUCGUCGACACGUUCUACAACCUCGUCACUGACAUCUACGAGUGGGGAUGGGGACAAUCCUUCCACUUCUCUCCUUCGGUCCGAGGAAAAUCCCACCGCGACGCCACGCGCCUCCACGAAGAGCUGGCCGUAGAUCUGAUCCAAGUCAAACCGGGUCAAAAGAUCCUGGACGUCGGGUGCGGUGUCGGCGGUCCGAUGCGCGCGAUUGCAUCUCACUCGCGAGCCAACGUGGUCGGGAUCACGAUAAACGAGUACCAGGUGAAGAGAGCGCGUGACCACAACAGGAAAGCUGGUCUCGACGCGCUCUGUGAGGUCGUGUGCGGUAACUUCCUCGAGAUGCCGUUCGAUGAUAACAGCUUCGACGGCGCGUACGCGAUCGAAGCGACGUGUCACGCGCCGAAGCUUGAGGAAGUGUACGCGGAGAUCUACAGGGUCUUAAAACCCGGAUCCUUGUACGUAUCGUAUGAAUGGGUCACGACAGAUAAAUUCAAACCGGAGGAUGAUGAGCACGUGGCGAUCAUCCAAGGGAUCGAGAGAGGAAACGCGCUUCCGGGGCUCAGGAACUACUCGGAUAUAGCCGAGACGGCGAGGAAAGUAGGGUUCGAGGUAGUGAAGGAGAAGGAUCUAGCGGCUCCACCGGCUGAGCCGUGGUGGACUCGGCUUAAGAUGGGUCGGAUCGCUUAUUGGAGGAACCACAUUGUGGUUCAGAUUUUGUCUGCGGUUGGAGUUGCGCCUAAAGGAACCGUUGAUGUUCACGAGAUGUUGUUUAAAACCGCUGAUUUCUUGUCCAGAGGAGGCGAAACCGAAAUUUUCUCUCCGAUGCAUAUGAUUCUCUGCCGGAAACCAAUUUCUUAG